Messenger RNA from Cladocopium goreaui, 612 nucleotides. NCBI's taxonomy places the organism in Eukaryota, Dinophyceae, Suessiales, Symbiodiniaceae. The record is from the annotation of a GenBank genome assembly.
AUGGCAAGGUGGCAGUAUAAGGUCAUGAACGAGUUGGACCGUGAGAAAGCCAAGACACCCCGUGGGUGGCCACAGCUCGGACCAACAGGGUCUUUCCGCCUCAAUGGGAGCUCCACACGCGUGUCCUACAAGUGGUACGGGGCAGAAAUCCUUCAGUUCCGAAUUGCGAUUGUGUUGUAUCGCAAUGAUGCGAAGGCAGAUGGCGAAACCCGCUACAUGAUCGCCAGGCCAAUCGCGGCUAUUAGUGUGACCCUCACUGCCACCCGCAUCCAGGAGCACUUGAUUUCCUGCCAAGUUCGUUUCCUGUCCGGCGACGUGGUGAUGCAAGCCCGAUACCACGAGGAAACAUGUGGCGGAGUGGUCUACGAUGCCAUCAAGACCGAGCUGGCAGCAUCUGGCAAGUACACAACCUGGGACUUGGCGACCCUCAAAGUGGUGCAUGGGUCGAAGGUGCUCAAUGCAUCGUGCCAGCUGCGCAGACUCAUGGAUGGGAGUGGCAAAGGGAAUGGAUCUACUUCUACUUCCGCAAUGGGCCGCGGAAAGGGCAAAGUACUGAAGAAGCCAUCCAAGAAGCCAUCUGUGAAUAAGAAGACGGCCGGGAAGCAUCACUGA